AUGACGACUCCAACUUCGCGAUAUCCAGCAGCUGAGGGGACAGCUGGUGUGGUGACUACUUGGUUACCUCUAACCACAGUAUAUCCUGUUGUACCCAGCUGUAAGAGCGAGUUCUAUUCUCCCGAUAAUCUUACAUAUAUCUACGCCUACGAUCCCAAUCAAAAUGCCCUUUCCUUCUCAACCAGAUGCUGGCCCUCUCAAGCACUCUCGUGGUGGAAUCAAGACACCGCUGCAGCAGUGGUCACCUCAUUAGGACCAUUUUUAUGCCCAGAGGCAUAUACAGUCGCCGUCACCACUGUUGUAGACAAAGUCUCUACAUUGACUGGCUGUUGCCCUAGUGGCUAUGGCCUCGCAUCUAUGAUGUCGCAACCAAAUCCCGGUCAAUGCACAUCUACCUUCACCUCUGGAGCUACGAUUACAUAUGUUAGCAGUUGGACACCGGCCUUUGAUGGAUAUACGACAGUCACCUCCGUGUUGGACAAACACCAUGGGAUUCAAGCCGUGCAAAUAAAUGGAUAUAACUUCAAUGGCAAUUCCGCGGAACCCACAUCAACUGGUUUCAGUUCGAGUCCAAGUUCGAGUACAAGUUCAGGAUCUAGGUCGGGCUCGGGAUCGGGAUCAGCAACAGCAACUUCUGGAUCUACUCUCGCCGCAUCUGAAGCCGCAGUUACAUCCACAGCUUCCUUGUCCUCGGGAAGUAGUAGUGCGGGACUUAGCUCAGGGGCCAAGGUUGGUUUGGCGGUCGGUCUCUCGGUUGGCGUAAUCGCCAUUGCCGCUCUUAUCGCUAUUCUACUCUUGAUGCGAAGGCGGAAGGGUUAUGGUACGCCACCGCAGCAGGAUGUUUCAUAUGCAUCGUCCGAUGUUUCGAUGGGCCAAGUCACCACUCCUCCGUAUUCGCCUGUAGGCAAAGCACCCCAUGAGAUUGGCAGUAUGCACGUACACGAAAUGAACGGGUCGAUGAAUGUGGCUGAGCUGGAUGGACGUCAUGGAAAUUGA
Molecule: messenger RNA, 996 nt
Organism: Sclerotinia borealis F-4128
Lineage: Eukaryota; Fungi; Ascomycota; Leotiomycetes; Helotiales; Sclerotiniaceae
Source: the annotation of a GenBank genome assembly